CUCCACUUUAUUCAUUUUAUCAAGGUCCCUCCCUUUUACUUUAAUACCCUCCAAACUCCUCUCUUCUUUUUCUUCCAACAAAACUCCAUAGAAAAAAAAAAUGGAGUAUUACAAUGAGAAUGGGUUCUUAGAAGAAUUAUUAUCUCUAAGAAGUGAGUCAUGGGAUACUACAAAUGUAGUCCCUAUGGAAAUGUCUCAUGAUUUUUACAAUAAUGUCCUCAACUAUGAUAAUAUUCCACUUCCUUGUACUACUACUUCUAAUUCCUUUGAAGGGUAUUCAUGUAAUUUGCCAUUUGACCAACAAAAUUUGAUAAAUUGUGGUACUUCAUUUUAUAGUCCAUUUUGUGAUGAAUUGUCACCACCAUCUUCAUUUCCUUCUCAAGAUGAUUUUUCAUCAAUUUUGGAUGAUGAAGUUGGGAACUAUAGUUUUCAAAAUUUGGAAAUGGGGAAUAAUAGUUGUAAUAAUGAUAAUAGUAGUAUUGUUAUUCCUUGUAAAUUGGAGGAAAAUCAAGUGUGUGAAGGUGCAGGAGGAAGUGUUGGUGGAGCUUCAAGUUUUAAUAUUGGUUUUUGUCCAGAAAUUAGAAAGUCAAAAUCAAAGAAAAUAGAUGGUCAACCUUCAAAAAAUUUAAUGGCUGAGAGGAGGAGGAGAAAAAGGCUUAAUGAUAGACUCUCUAUGCUUAGAUCAGUUGUUCCAAAGAUUAGCAAGAUGGACAGGACUUCAAUACUUGGGGAUACUAUAGACUACAUGAAAGAGCUACUAGAGAAAAUCAAUAAUUUGCAAGAAGAAAUGGAACUUGGACCAAAUCAACUAAGCUUGAUGAGCAUUUUCAAAGAUGUAAAACCAAAUGAAAUGCUUGUGAGAAAUUCACCUAAGUUUGAUGUGGAAAGGAGAAGUGUUGAUACAAAAGUUGAGAUAUGUUGUGCAGGGAAGCCUGGUCUAUUGUUAUCAACAGUGACCACACUAGAGGCUUUAGGUCUAGAGAUUCAACAGUGUGUAAUCAGCUCAUUUAGUGAUUUUGCAAUGCAAGCUUCUUGUUCUGAGGAAAUGGAGCAGAGAGGAGUUGUGAGUUCAGAAGACAUAAAGCAAGCAUUGUUCAGAAAUGCUGGAUAUGGAGGGAGGUGUCUGUAAGCCAUGUGGACUAAAUCUAGAAGAAGAAAAAAAGGGGAAAAGUUCUUUUUAAUUUUUUUGGAUUUUGUAUUGUGUCUAAAUUCUGAUUGGAGUCCGAAGUAAAUUCGAAUCAUGCGGUGCAUAUUUGGUGGCGACGUCUUCAACAGGAGAAUCGAACCCUUCUCCAUACCUAAGACUCCCGACUAAAGAUGAAACAGUGAUGACACUAUAACCUAUGUUGAUUUAAAAAUUAUUAUUAUUGGUUACUUGGUAGGUUCAUUGAAUUUGUGUAUUUGACAAGUUAGGAUUUUUUUUUUCUCAUCAAAGUGAGAGGUUGAAGUAGAUUGUUGUGAUUUUUCUCAUCUAAAAAAAUGACUUAUAUUAAUGCCAAAGUAAAUUAGUAAUUGUAGCCAAA
Molecule: messenger RNA, 1523 nt
Organism: Solanum pennellii
Lineage: Eukaryota; Viridiplantae; Streptophyta; Magnoliopsida; Solanales; Solanaceae
Product: transcription factor bHLH93-like
Exons: 4
Coding region: 101-1129 (342 amino acids)
Biological process (GO): regulation of DNA-templated transcription
Cellular component (GO): nucleus
Molecular function (GO): protein dimerization activity; DNA-binding transcription factor activity; sequence-specific DNA binding
Source: RefSeq, a predicted model, not a curated record